UUCUUAUAGUUCUAGAUUCGUAUCGGGAUGGUUCUGAAGGACACACUUUAUUGUUGUCCUUGUCGUAUUAAAGUCCGUGUAUGGAGUGAAAUACAGGCAGCGAGCCAUGUAUUCUGAGUUGUUAUAAAAAAUGAUACAUGAUUAAUAUCACAUCAGGAACACAACUAUGUUCACUGCGGGAGCGGAGAGUUUGAUCAAACAGGCCAGAGAAAUACAAGAUGAAGACCUGCAGAAAUUCUAUAUCCGUGUAUCCAAACUCCUCCACGGUAAAGACUUCGGAAAUGAAACCGUGGAUUGCCUGCAGAGACUUUACCUCAUUGUUUCAGCAACAAAAUACAGCCGGGAAUUGCCCGAGGAUGUCCUUCAGAUGCUGCAGGACCUGCUGUGCUCCCCCAAGACCACUGAGCAGUUCCAGGCACUGUCUUGUGCCAUUCUAAGGGAGAGCAUUCCUUGUGACAUCCGGAACCUAUCCAGUGAGGAGGCUAACAGUAAAACCAUGAGCCAUGUAGCUGAGGUGACUCUUGCACAUGUAAGCAACUUCAAAACAGUUUAUGCUACCUGA
Polyodon spathula (Mississippi paddlefish) is the source of this 562-nucleotide messenger RNA. Its product is annotated as AP-5 complex subunit zeta-1-like. The coding region runs from base 167 to 562 and encodes 131 amino acids. The record is from RefSeq and is a predicted model, not a curated record. Lineage: Eukaryota; Metazoa; Chordata; Actinopteri; Acipenseriformes; Polyodontidae. The transcript is spliced from 3 exons. Gene Ontology annotation, cellular component: AP-5 adaptor complex.